Owenia fusiformis is the source of this 2483-nucleotide messenger RNA. The record is from the annotation of a GenBank genome assembly. NCBI's taxonomy places the organism in Eukaryota, Metazoa, Annelida, Polychaeta, Sabellida, Oweniidae.
CAUUAUUAUAAGCCAAAUGCAAGGUACAGUAGAGUGACAGUAUGACAAAGAAAACAAAUUUGCCUGCCAAUACAGCUGCACCAAUACACGGAAACAAGUUCUAAAUUGUGUACAAACUUGCAUAAAUAAAACAUGGAUAUACUUAUGAUCACAAUCAUCGGGGUGCUAUUAUUUCUUGGAUGGUGGUAUGUACUGCUUAAGCCUAAAUCUGGAUUACCUCCAGGUUUGCCGCGACUACCCAUAUUAGGUAGCCUACCACUUCUUGAUGCAAAUGAUCUUCUCGGGUCUUUCCUUCAUUUGAAGAAGAGGUUCGGAGAUGUGUUCACGGUAUAUAUGGCAAACAGACCAGUUAUCUACCUGAAUAGCUAUGAAAGUAUAAAAGAGGUCCUUGUACAAAAAGGGGAAAACUUUAUGCAAAGACCAUAUUUCUACCUGCUAACUGAAGCCCUAAGAGAUGAAGGCAAAGAUUCGUUCGCAAGCUCAUCGGGGAGUGAACACAAGACUAUACGUCACUUCACAAGAAAGGUGUUGAUUCGCCAGUUUGGAAUGGGUACUAGAAAUUUUCAAGAUAAAAUCAUAGAUGAACUUCAAGUCAUGUUUGCAGAGAUGGACAAGAAUGAAGGAAAGCCCUUCGACACACUAGACCUGCUUGGGAUGAGCAUGUCAAAUAUGAUGAAUAUUGUACUUUAUGGCAAGAGGAUGGAAUACACUGAUACACUCUUCUUGGAACUUCGCCAGAGACUGGAACAGACGUGCAUCGACAUUGUUGAUGGUCAAAUUAUAAACAUCUUCCCCUGGGCCAGACAUAUGCCAUGGAAAAAACAUAUAAUUGAUAACAUGGCCAUGCGGAAAGUUCGCCAGAAGGAGAUUAUGGAACAGACGUUGCAGAGACACGCAGCUGGAUAUGAAGAUGUUCGGGACAGUUUCAUGCAGGCAUGGCUCGAUAAAAUGAACGAGAAGACUUCUUCAGAUCCAGAAUCUGUGUUCAAUAAGGUACAAAUGAGACUGGUUAUGAACGACUUGUUUUCUGGGGGAACAGAGACAUCCAAAGGUGUCAUGUACAUCACCCUGGCAUAUAUGUUGCGCUAUCCUCAGCUACAGGCCAAAAUUCAAGCAAGCAUUGAUGAACACAUUGGAGAGACACAGGUCCCUACAAUUGAAGAUCGCAAGAAAAUAGUCCUUGCUGAGGCUACAAUUCUAGAAGUACUACGCUGUCAUCCUGCUCUUCCAUUGGCUAUGCCUCAUACUAAUCUCCAUGACGACACAAUAAAUGGCUACCAGAUUCCUGCCGGUACUAUGGUAAUGCCAAAUAUACAUGCAGCACAUCAUGAUGAAAAACAUUGGAAAGAUCCAUUUGAUUUCAACCCUGAAAGAUUUAUCGAUGUGGAUGGGCAGAUCGACAAAGUCAAAUCUGCUUUCGUGAUUCCCUUCUCAAUGGGCAAAAGAGUGUGUCCGGGAGAAGCUCUCGCCAAGAUGGAACUGUUUCUCACAUUCACUUCGUUACUACAGCGAUACACGUUCACAGUGCCCCCUGGUGAGAAAUUACCAUCUUUAAAGAUGAAUCUCGGAUUCACACUAUCAAUCCCAAGAUACAAGCUAUGUGCUACAAGACGAAAUAGUCCAGGUGACAAAUAAGACUUCGAGUGGUUGACUAUCACCCUGUGUAUUAUUACAGCGUCAGACUAUAUAUCUUUAUACAAAUAGGCCUAAUAACGUCUUCACAAAUAGAAAAUGCACCAAUAAGUACAACUAUAUACAGGGUUGGCCAAAGAUGUGACACUCACAAAAAUUGUAUUUUAAACAGUGUAUGAGUACUAUAUCUAGUAUAAAGUUGUAAUUAAUUUAUAGAUAUGCAUAUGGUAUAAAAGUGGUAUUGAAGUCCAAUGACUGCAUUCAUUUUAUGGCUCGGCAACUGUUGGAAUUCUCCCUCAUAUCAUUUUGCAUGCUGGACACAGUUCACCAUUGUUAUGUUUUAUAUGUUUAAGAAUGACGCAGAAUCUCGAUAUAUGGCGACCUUGUGUAUAAUCCAGCAAUUCAAUAAAAUGAUAUCAAAUCAGUCUAAAACGAGACAUAGUCCUAAUAUUUUACGUUCACGUUCAAGUUUUCCCAAAUGUACAAGCGCUCUUAGGCGAUUAGACAUAGUCCUAAAAUUACGUUCACGUUUAAGUUCUCCCAAAUGUACAAGCCGAUGAGACAUGGUCCUAAUAUUUUACGUUCACGUUCAAGUUCUCCCAAAUGUACAAGCGCUCUUAGGCGAUUAGACAUAGUCCUAAUAAUUUACGUUCACGUUCAAGUUCUCCCAAAUGUACAAGCGCUCUUUUUACGUUCACGUUGAUGUUCUACUUUAAUAGUUUGUGCUUUACAUUUUCCGAGUUUGUUUGAUACUUGCCUAAGACCUCCCGCUCUCGAGUCAGACGCUCUACCCCUGAGCCAUAAAGACUAACCACUACAGCUGAGACUGUAGUAGCGACUUGCUAUCGAAG